AUGCUUGUAACUAAACCCCCAAAUGUCCCUACAUCUGUCCCCACAACUGCUACUGUCACUACAUCCACAGCUGUGGUGUGUGGCAGUGCCAAGCUGAAUAGCAUUACAGGAGGGGGCAACUCCUUAGCAUCUGCAGGUGUGUGGCCAUGGAUGGCCAGUCUGCAACGUAAUGGUAUUCAUGUCUGUGGAGGAACACUGGUAGCUGAGCAGUUUGUCUUGAGCUCCGGUGACUGCUUCUCUAGCUCUACCAGUGCUUCUGACUGGACAGUAAUUCUGGGACGGCUCAAACAGAACGGCCCCAACGCCAACGAGGUCUCUAUUAGUGUGACCAAAAUCUCAAUCAGCAGUGACAUAGUCAACAACGCAGCAGUACUGCUGUUGUCUCGCAAGCCAACGCUUUCAGACCACAUUCAGCCCAUAUGUGUGGACCUGGGGGACAACAGCUUCACUGUCAACACUCAAUGCUGGGCAUCUGGCUGGGGAUCAGGAGGAGGAGGUACGUUUCAAACUCUUCAGCAGUUCAACACUACUAUACUGGACUGUGGGAGCGCAUCCUCAUCUAACAGAAGCAUCUGCACAGGAGUCAUGCCCUUAGAACAGACUAAUAUUGGAGGUCCUCUGAUGUGUAAGGUUGGCCAAUCAUGGGUCCAGCCUGCAGUUUUGACUCUAGUUCCCAAGCUGUCUCGUGCCUCAGACGUCCAGGUCUUCAUUAAAAUCUCAAGUGUCGCAGAAUUCCUGCGGGAGAUGGUGGGCACCUUCCCUCCCAAAGCCAACACCACAUCUACCAACACCACCACCGUCAAGCCUGUCAGCUCCACUUUGCCAGCCAAUGGCUUUUCAGAAAACCCUCUGACCGUGGUGCUCUAUGCCAGAGGUUGCCAAUGGCGACAGAGGCUUGAGCCAGGCAGCUGUCAGGGGGCCUCCAGAGCCCGGUGGUCACAUGGCCCCUCUCAGACCAACCCCCCUCUUCCUGUCCCGUCCUCACUCCCCCCUCAGACGCCAUAG
Colossoma macropomum (tambaqui) is the source of this 1005-nucleotide messenger RNA. RefSeq names its product serine protease 27-like. Bases 1 to 1005 code for a protein of 334 amino acids. Gene Ontology annotation, molecular function: serine-type endopeptidase activity. Gene Ontology annotation, biological process: proteolysis. NCBI's taxonomy places the organism in Eukaryota, Metazoa, Chordata, Actinopteri, Characiformes, Serrasalmidae. The record is from RefSeq and is a predicted model, not a curated record. The transcript has 5 exons.